AUGAUCAAGAAGUCACAGAAAAGGCUCAAGUUGGCCGGUACACGGCUUACCGUCGAGUCAAUUGACGAUCAAGUCACGAUUGGAAACAGUCGCAGGUUAUCAUCCAUGGAAAAGGCCGCCAAUGACCGACGUAACAUGGACAGACUCCUAUCUCGAAUUGCUAUUCUAGAGGAUAACUCGACUUCUCAAUGCGACGAAAUAACUUCUCUCACGAAUGAAGUGGCUACGCUCCGUGAUCAAACUCUCCAUGAUUCCAGCAUUAACCCUCGGUAUCACGCAAUCCGGAACAGUUUCAUAUCCACAUACAAGCGGGAUAAACUGAAAAUAGCAACGUCCGAAGACCGCGAUCUCGUCGCAGAAGGCAACAUAAUUGCCCAUGAGGGUGACUGCAAGGGAGAUCAUUAUCUAUACGAUGAUACUCCUCGUGGCCGAAAGGAUGUCAACGUUUUUAUCUCCUUGUAUGGAUUACCACCAAGCGCUUUCAAAUCACACAAUAUUUGUCCCAGCGCCUGCCUAGUUCUCAACAAACAUGCAACCCUUGUAGCAUCUGCGUCGACCAGAGCCCAGCCAAACUCAUUCGAGCCGGCAUUCAAAGCUUUCGUAACCGCUCUAGUGGAAUCGAAUUUUGACGACGACGUCAAGGGACAUGGCGAUCCUCAGGAUCCGAAACACUCUCUCACGCAAUCCUAUCGGAAUUUCUGGAAAGCUCUUCGCAGCAAUGUGUAA
Messenger RNA from Aspergillus melleus, 726 nucleotides. RefSeq lists its product as uncharacterized. Bases 1 to 726 code for a protein of 241 amino acids. The transcript has 2 exons. The record is from RefSeq and is a predicted model, not a curated record. NCBI's taxonomy places the organism in Eukaryota, Fungi, Ascomycota, Eurotiomycetes, Eurotiales, Aspergillaceae.